UCCAAUUGAUAUACGCUGUAUAUACACAGAAUUAAAACGAAGGUACUUUUCUAGGAACCUCACUGGCACUUUCCUCUUUCACAUACACCACUCGGCUGGCUGACGUUUUCAAGCAGAUAAAAACCACCCUUUUUACAACACCCACCGAAUUCACAAUCGAUUAUCAAGAACUCAAAUGUUUUUUGUUUACAAUCUACUGUAAAAGCUUUUUGUUAGGUGUGCAUCUCGUUCUUGAUUUCAAUUUCUAGUUUUGCCCUCUUAAAAUAUGGCCGUCUUACCUGCAAAAUCUCUUCCGGUUGGCUACCGAUUUCGUCCGACCGACGAAGAGCUGGUGAAUCAUUACUUAAGGUUGAAGAUCAACGGUUUUGAUAAAGAAGUGAGUUGUAUUCGAGAAGUCGAUGUCUGCAAGAAAGAGCCCUGGGACUUACCUGAUUUGUCGGUGAUUGAGUCCAUCGAUAACGAAUGGUUCUUCUUUUGCCCUAAAGAUCGAAAGUAUCAAAACGGCCAGCGAUCAAAUCGUGCUACGGUGUCUGGUUACUGGAAAGCUACCGGAAAAGAUCGAACGAUCAAGACUAACAGAGGGAGUAGCGUGAUUGGAAAGAAGAAGACGCUUGUUUUCUACACUGGUAGGGCUCCAAAAGGCGAGAGGACUCAUUGGGUGAUCCACGAGUAUUGUGCUACCGAAAAGGAACUCGAUGGAACACAUCCUGGACAGAGUCCAUAUGUGCUUUGUCGUUUAUUCAAGAAACACGAUGGGAAGGACGAAAAUGCUGAAAGUUUAGACUGUGUUGAUGUUGAUCAAAGCGAUGCUUCUCCUCCUUCCGUUGUAAAAUCAUCUACUGAAGAUCCUCAAUCAGAGCCUGUAACCCCAAAUUUGACUGGUCAACCAAACAUUCAACCGUUACUCAAAGAAAAUCUCAAACUUGAAGAACUCAAUCGAACAAAUGACCCUUUGGACUUUCUCGAUCAUUCACAAUUAAUGAACGAUCUUGAUCUUGAUGAAGCUCUACAAGGUUUCUGGGAUGCAUCACCAGACAAUUUCGAUUCAAAACUCUUCUCCCCUUUGCAUUCCCAGAUGCAGUUAGAGCUUGGAUCUGCUUAUAACUACGGAAUGGUAAACUCCGGAACUGGAAUCGUAAAUGAACACUAUGGAAUGCAGAAUCAAUACGGGACAAACGGAAUGGAAUUCUCAAACAGUUUCCUAAAUGAAUCAGAACAGUUUUCAUUUGGUGAUUCACUUGCUCAAGCCUCCAUACCCGAAUUUCACCAAUACAGCAGCGAAUCAGAUGGUGAAGUCAUUCAAGUUCAGCCUAUGAAACUUGAAAAGGUGAGUGAUGAAAAUGUUAUCUUUCAUCUUCCUCAUGAACAUCAAGCACCAAAGGAAGAAUCUUGCAGUAGUAGCAGUAGCAACAUUGCAUUGGCAUCCAAUGGCGAGGGCAAUUCAGGAACAGGAAUUAUAAUAAGGAAUCGCCAACCAAAGGUUGCUAAUGGCAUAAACUUUAGUAACCAAGGAACUGCACCAAGAAGAAUCCGAUUGCAGAUGAAACUACAAGUCGGGUCAGUUACCCAUGGUGGUGAUCAGCAGCCUAUUGUGACUGAGGAAAAGAAGCAUAGCCCAGGUGGUAGUGAUGGUGAAUUUGAUGAAUCUUUGAUAUCAAAUUCAAAUGUGAAGCCAAAAGCUGAUUUCUCUCAUGGGAUGCUAAGUUGGGUGUAUAUGCAUAAGGUGCUUGUGGUUGUAGGGUUGUGUGUAGGGAUUGCUAGUUUAUGGAAAUGUUUGACUUAUUGAGGGAGGGAUAGAUAGGUGAGUGGUUUUAUUGUGGAUGAGUAGUAGAAACUGAUGAUGACUUAUAUAUAUUAUGUUCAUAUGACCUAUCUAUAUCUUUUUGUUUUUUACCCUAGUUUGGUAAAGUUUUAGACGUAUGGUUACUCUGUA
Messenger RNA from Lactuca sativa (garden lettuce), 1933 nucleotides. Its product is annotated as NAC domain-containing protein 62. The record is from RefSeq and is a predicted model, not a curated record. NCBI's taxonomy places the organism in Eukaryota, Viridiplantae, Streptophyta, Magnoliopsida, Asterales, Asteraceae. Gene Ontology annotation, molecular function: DNA binding. Gene Ontology annotation, biological process: regulation of DNA-templated transcription.